Staurois parvus is the source of this 336-nucleotide messenger RNA. NCBI's taxonomy places the organism in Eukaryota, Metazoa, Chordata, Amphibia, Anura, Ranidae. The record is from the annotation of a GenBank genome assembly.
AUACAGUGAAUGCAGGGUCCGGGGAGAGCGGAUACAGUGAAUGCGGGGUCCGGGGAGAGCGGAUACAGUGAAUGCGGGGUCCGGGGAGAGCGGAUACUGUGAAUGCGGGGUCCGGGGAGAGCGGAUAUAGUGAAUGCGGGGUCCGGGGGGAGAGCGGAUAUAGUGAAUGCGGGGUCCGGGGAGAGCGGAUAUAGUGAAUGCGGGGUCCGGGGAGAGCGGAUAUAGUGAAUGCGGGGGUCCGGGGAGAGCGGAUACAGUGAAUGCAGGGUCCGGGGAGAGCGGAUACAGUGAAUGCGGGGUCCGGGGAGAGCGGAUAUAGGGAAUGCGGGGUCCGGG